This is a messenger RNA of Penicillium subrubescens, 1498 nucleotides long. Its product is annotated as putative chitin biosynthesis protein (Chs5). The transcript has 2 exons. Gene Ontology annotation, molecular function: protein dimerization activity. Gene Ontology annotation, biological process: Golgi to plasma membrane transport; conjugation with cellular fusion. The record is from RefSeq and is a predicted model, not a curated record. NCBI's taxonomy places the organism in Eukaryota, Fungi, Ascomycota, Eurotiomycetes, Eurotiales, Aspergillaceae. Gene Ontology annotation, cellular component: trans-Golgi network; exomer complex. The coding region runs from base 80 to 1294 and encodes 404 amino acids.
CGGGGCUUUGAACACCGAGUCUCCUUCAUCUCCGACAACCACCUCCAUCUCAUUUCAUUCCUCCAGACUCUCAUUCACCAUGCUGGUCUCCCUGACUGUUGGCAAGGUGGACGCGGGCGUCGCAGUCCUCUUGACCGAGGACAACCGCCUGAUUGAAUUCCCCUCUGUCCUUCUUCCCAACGGGAUCUCCUCCGGCAGCAUUGUUGACAUUACCGUUGCGCGCAACCAUGCGGCUGAGACAACCAACGCAUCCGCCUUCCAAUCUCUCCAGAAGCGCAUCCUGAAUACCUACGGUGUCAAAACCCCCUCUCCUCCCAUCCUUCGCCUGCGAAAUGCUACCCAGACCUCCCUUGUCCUCGAAUGGGAUCCAAUCGACCUAGCAACUGCGUCCCUGAAAUCGCUCUCCCUCUAUCGCAACGGCUCCAAGGCAGGCUCGAUACCCCGCCCCCUCGAGACGCGCAGCACUAAGAUCAGUGGUCUCGCCGUUCACCAUGAGUACACAUUCCACCUCGUCUUGCGCACAACCGCUGGCACCUACCAGUCGGAGAAGUUGACGUGCCGGACGCACAAGAUGACCGACCUAUCCGGUAUCACUGUGACCGCUGGUGUUCUCGACCCACAGCGCAAGGAGGCUCUUGGACAUGCAUUGGAUCGUAUUGGAGGCAAGAUGAUCGACUCUGUUCGCAUCGAUACCACCCACUUUGUCUGUGCGGAGGGACGAGGACAGCUCUGGGAGAAGGCCGUGGAGAUGAACAUCCCGGUCGUUGUACCCGAAUGGGUGGAUGCGUGCGAGUCUGAGGGAACAAUUGUUGGCGUGCGUGAUUACUAUCUCAAUGCGGACCCCAAGGCGCGCAAACUUGGUACACUUCACGGCUCCUCUCACCAACGGACCACCUCAACCAUGUCUACAACUUCCACUGUCAAUCAGGUCAGACCUAGUCCCCAGCCACCAAUCACUGAGGAAGAUCCCGCCGCGGUUGAGCCGCCUCUCACACCGUUCCCUGGUGGCGAGAUGAGCGGCCAGCCGCAAGCACAAGCCGAGGAAGUUGGAUCAGAAGACGAAGAGGAGACACCUCCCCCUCCACCUCCAAAGGACGAGUCUGACGACGCAGACGAAUCGGCACAACAGAAUGGGGAUGCAGAAAGUUUAGAUGAGAAGACUGGGGGAGAUGAGACAACAAGCAACCCGAACACCCUUCCACAGCAUAUGCCCGAGGGAGACUUCGAGCACACAGGUCAUGAUAAGGGUAAAGGCAAGGAGGGCGAGGGUGAUUUCAACGAAGUGCCACUCUAGGGUCCUUGCAUCCUCUCCCCCUUCUGUCUCUCACGGCACGUCUACGAUUAUAUCCAGUACAGGAUCAUGCUAUUGAGUUUGGGCGCUUUCUGUUCCAGGGCGGGGCUUCAUUAUGAGUAUCGAUGCCCGCUCCUGAUCUUGUCUCUUGUUGCUCUUUUGUAUAGUAGAUAGCCUUUUUCUAAUGCGAUUGGACAUCAACCAUCC